Messenger RNA from Striga asiatica, 1277 nucleotides. The record is from the annotation of a GenBank genome assembly. Lineage: Eukaryota; Viridiplantae; Streptophyta; Magnoliopsida; Lamiales; Orobanchaceae.
CGAAUAUCGAUGGAGGCAGAAAAGAGUUUAGAGAGGGAGAGUUGGGGAAACAGUAUCGAUUUCCAAGCGUAAUUAGGGUUUUAAGAAGAUAGGUUGGUAUAGGGUAUAAAGUGCGAAUUCAAGACACAGAGACCGGAGAAAAAGAAUUGAGAGUAUAUAAUGAAGACAAAGAAUUUUCGGAAAAGAAAUUUAGAGCUCGAAGACGGAGACGACGAUGACGGGAACCACGAAGAAAGAGUGUCUUUAACCUUAGAGGAGGUGAAAUUCCUUCAGAGGCAGAGAGGAAGGAAGUCGGGUAUUCCUGCUCUAUCAACUCCGGUAUCGACUGCCGCAGCUGGGGCUGGCGCCAGCAGUGCUUCGAUUCGCAGUGUUAGUGAUAAGGGUGAAGGUGAUGUGGAGAAGGACGAUUUGGUUUUGCAGGACACUUUUGCUCAAGAGACGGCUGUCAUGGUCGAGGAUCCAAAUAUGUUGAGAUAUGUAGAACAAGAAUUGGCAAAGAAAAGAGGAAAGAAUAUUGAUACAGAAAACCAAGUUGAAAAUGGUGUUAAGCUUGCGGAGGACGAACUGGCAACAUUUAUGAAGGAUAGGAAACCUUUGCUUCUUGACACUGUGUCAAAACAAGUAGUAUCCAUUGCAUUUAGGCGCUUGCUCAAAACUCUGUUACUGGAGAAACAGGUGAAAAGACGAAGCUCGGGAGAAAACUCUACUCAGUGGACUACAGGGAUUGCAGAAAUCCAGCUUCCGAUAGAGUACAAACUGCGAAAUAUUGAGGAAACAGAGGCUGCAAAAAAGCUCUUACAGGAGAAGAAGCUUGUGGGUCGUGCGAAAGCAGAGUCCAGCCUUCCUUCAAGUUUUAGUGCUGACUUUUUUCAACGUGGCAAGGAUUAUGCUGAAAAACUCAGAAAAGAACAUCCACAACUUUACAAGGAUAAGGGUGCAGAUGAUAAUGGUGGGUUGGAAUCUAGGCAUCAUGAUUCGGUUGGAGAUGGUCAUGGUGCAAGUCGAAGGCAGGCUGCCACUGAUGAGUUCAUGCUGGAGCGAUUCCGAAAACGAGAGAGACAGCGUCUUAUUCGGAGAUAGCUUCAAACUUCAAUCUGACCUUUUUUAUGAUUUUAAUUGAAGAAAAACAUCUUUACUGUUGAUUUAAUUUUUUAAUUUUGUUGCUUUUUGCUUCUCUGUGCUCAGCAGACAGCAUAAAUUGGUGGAUGAUUGUAUGUCAGAAUUUUUUAUCUUGUUUAGUCAAGGUUUGUUUUAAAAAAAAAAAAAUCACAUAAAAA